UCAGUUUUUAAAAUUCAAGUUCAAAAAUGAAAGUUCUGUUUGUAUUUGCAUUGAUUGCGGUUGCAUCCGUUCUAGCCGAUACCAAAACACUGAAGUUUGAAAAUGUUCAGGAUGGCGAUGGGACAUAUAAAUUUUCGUACGAAACCGAUGAUGGAAGUUCACGAGUUGAGCAGGUUGAUACCAAAAAUGAACAGCUAAAUGUUCAGGGCAACUACAAAUACGUCGGUGAUGAUGGUGUGGAGUAUAAGGUUAAGUACGUUGCUGACGGAAAUGGAGGCUUCCAGGCUGAGGGAGCUCAUAUCCCAAAUGAAUAUGUGGAUAAACUGUCGACGAUUUAGG
Uranotaenia lowii is the source of this 339-nucleotide messenger RNA. Its product is annotated as larval cuticle protein 65Ag1-like. The transcript is spliced from 2 exons. Lineage: Eukaryota; Metazoa; Arthropoda; Insecta; Diptera; Culicidae. Bases 27 to 338 code for a protein of 103 amino acids. Gene Ontology annotation, molecular function: structural constituent of chitin-based larval cuticle. The record is from RefSeq and is a predicted model, not a curated record. Gene Ontology annotation, cellular component: chitin-based extracellular matrix.